AUGCCUAAAAACCCAGCCCAGGUUGGGAAGGGCGGGGCAUGGGGCCGGCGCAUGCCGGACAGGUUCACCAUGAGGAACCCUGGCCGCAAGCCGCCGGGCAAGGCGGUCAAGCGCAAGCCUGACCGCCAGCCCGCACCCAAGGGAGGACUUGCCGGAGGAGGUGGUCGCUAA
Molecule: messenger RNA, 171 nt
Organism: Emiliania huxleyi CCMP1516
Lineage: Eukaryota; Haptophyta; Isochrysidales; Noelaerhabdaceae
Exons: 3
Coding region: 1-171 (56 amino acids)
Source: RefSeq, a predicted model, not a curated record